CACUUACAAUGAGAUGUGGGCAGAUGCCCAGAAAGACCUUGACAUCCAGCUCCAGAGAGAAAGAGAAGAGUUCCUCCAGCCAGAGAUGGACCGCGUGAAGGCAUUCAGGAAGUUAGCCACUUCCUACAUCAGAUACAUACAGAUCUCCCGUCAGCUGGAGGUGGCCCACGACCAGCUCCUUCACCAGCAGAAGCGGGCAGCAAUUCGGCAAGUGCUGGAUGCCGUGAUUGGCCGGAUCCUGGAGAUUAAGAAAGAGAUGGUGAACCUGGAGAAUUCAGAGUUUCAUUACAUUGAUGACAUCCUGCGACAGCUAGAGCUUAGCCCGGAACACUUAGAAAUACCUAUCCCAAGGUAUUUCAUUAAAGAAAGGCUGGAAGUCCUGCAACAGAGGGAGAAACUCCUUGAUGCGAUUUUGCUUGAUGCUGGAUUGCAGACACAGGAACCUGUCCAGGCCAUGACAUUUGAAGAAGCCACUAAAUUGAUCCAGAUUGCUGAACGGGCUCGCCAAGGCCGUUGUGAAGCAGCAUUCAUGAAGCAACUUAACUUUGAAGACAAGAGAGACAGAGAAAUUAAGCAUCAGGUUGAGACAGGUCUAAGUCCAGAUGCUGCUGCCACUUGCAUUCAAAAGGUUUGGCGUGGAUAUAUCCAGCGCAAAAACACAGAGAAAAUGAGAGAAGAGGAAAUGAUAUUUCUGGGGAUG
Molecule: messenger RNA, 700 nt
Organism: Merops nubicus (carmine bee-eater)
Lineage: Eukaryota; Metazoa; Chordata; Aves; Coraciiformes; Meropidae
Product: IQ and AAA domain-containing protein 1-like
Exons: 4
Molecular function (GO): protein binding
Source: RefSeq, a predicted model, not a curated record